Oldenlandia corymbosa var. corymbosa is the source of this 2801-nucleotide messenger RNA. Lineage: Eukaryota; Viridiplantae; Streptophyta; Magnoliopsida; Gentianales; Rubiaceae. The record is from the annotation of a GenBank genome assembly.
AAAAAACAAAAAAAACUAUAUACUGUAUAUGUAAUAUAGGUAAGCAAGAGCAAGCUGUAGGAGUAUUAUUUAUUGGUGUGGUUGAAACAGUAGAUGACAAACCACGUAUUUAUUAUUAGUAGGGGGAGUUAAUUGUUAGUGUCGCACCGCACAGCACAGCUGAUUGUAAUUGUAAUUGCGUAGUUAAGUUUAGCAAAAGCUCAAAAAUCAUCCACAACAACAAUAAAGAGAGAUUGAUAACAUCAAUGAUCCAAUGUGGUCGGUCGAUCAAAUCUCCACCACAGAUGACCCAAAUCCCAUCAUCAUCAACAUCAAGGCUGCAGGCGGAGGAGAUGAUGAUGAUGAUGCUGUUGUGAAUAAUAAUAAUAAUAAUGAUGAUGAUAAUACCAAGAGUACUACUACUAGUACAACAUCUGAGGAGGAGGAGGAGGCUCAUGAGAGUCCUAGUCCAGCCAGCACUACUACCACCGAUCAUCAUCUUGAACAACAACAACAACAACAAGGAGGAGAAGGAGAAGAAGAUGAUUACUACAUGGUGGAAUUAGGAGGAGAUGACGAUCAGCUUGCAUCAGUGACGAUGAUGAGCAACAACAACAAAAUCAAGACAGGUUCUUCUAAUCGGAAAAUCAUUGAAGAAGAAGAAGAAGAAGAUGGUGAUGAUGAGGACGACCAUCAAGAAGAGGCAAGAGUGUUGCUGGUGGGAACAGCUCGUAAUUAUUACUGUGGUCAACUGAGCAGUAGUACACGUCAUGGUAGUACUAAUGAUGAUGACGAUGAUGAUCUUCAAGCCGCUAAGAAAAGAGUAGUAGCACCCUCACCCUCGUCCUCAUCACCACCACCAGCAAGAGGAGCAGAAAUAGUUGGGGAGAAUCAUGAGAUAAUUGAAGAAGGAGGAGGUGGGAUGAUCAGCGGGAAUAGUAGUCUGUUUUCCUGGGAUCAGCACCAAUUUUCAUCAUCAUUUCAUCAUCAUCACCACCACAAGGAGGAGGCAGUGUAUGUGGUGGUAUCAUCAACAACACCGGCCGCAGCCACCAUUGGUGCAUUGGAGUGGACCCUCCUCCAGAAUCCCUCCUCCUCCACAACUGUGUUUCUGGUUCAUGUGUUUCCCCAAAUUAAGCACAUCCCCACCCCCUUAGGAAUGAUGGCCAUAAGUCAAGUGAAUCCGGAGCAAAAGGACAAGUACCUGUCUCAACAACGAGACAAGCGCCGGGAAUUCCUUCACCCCUUCAUCAAUGCCUGCUCCGCACCCGCACCCAAGGUGAAGGUGGAAACUAUAUUAAUUGAGAGUGAUAUGGAGGCACAGGCCAUUCUUGACCUCAUUCCGGUCCUCAACAUCACCCUCCUCCUGUUGCCCACCACCAAACCUAUUCUAAGGAAGAUGAGGUCCAAGAAAAGCAGUGGAUCUUCAAUACUUGAUCAGAUCCUAAGAGAUGCCCCAGAGUUGUGUGAGGUGAAGAUAAUAUGUGAAGGCGAACAUGUCUUGGAUCCCUUGGCCCACUCUCCAUCACCCCGGACUUACAACCACACCCCACAUCCCUCCUCAUCCCAACCUCCUCCUUUCAAGUGUGGAGGUUGCUUCAAGUUUUAAAAUGUGACGUCAACCUCAGUCGGCAUCUCUCGCGGGGAUAGCUCAGUUGGGAGAGCGUCAGACUGAAGAUCUGAAGGUCGCGUGUUCGAUCCACGCUCACCGCAUUUUCCCUUUUUUUUGUCCCUCCAUUUCUUGCUGCUUCGCUCCAAGCUUUUCAUAUUCAUCAUUGCAUUUUACUUCUGCUAUAUACCCUAACAAAACAAUUCAAACGAAGAAGAAAUUAUUGGAUCAAAAUCAUAAGCGGAAAGUGAAAAUCAAUCUCUCCAAAUUUUUUCACAAAUGAAGAAGAAAUUAUUGGAUCAAAAUCAUAAGGAGAAAGUGAAAAUUAAUCUCUCCCAAUUUUUUUGUGUGUGUUGAGGAGGAGAUACUAUAUUGUAUACGAUAUUAAAUAUUGUGACCAAUCGUCUUCUUCUUCUCUUAAAGGUCUCAACAUCUCACAGCACCAACACUUUCAUGCUAAUUUUAUUUAUUUAUUUAUUUAUUUUUAUGAACAAAACAAUUUUUGAAUGAAUAAUGUUGCAGCUGUGUAGUAGUAUAUGAGUUACAUUUAGUAACAACAUCCCAUUUAUCAUAAGACUGGCAUUGCUGUUCUUGAUGAUGGAGCAAACACAGACAUAUUAGCACUUGCCCUCUUUCUCCCGUCCCCAAAUCUUUUUUCUGCACACCACACCAGACUGGGAAAAAACUCUAUCGGCGGCGACGAUACAAAACAAAGGUCAAGACUUUAGCAUCAAAGCAGGCCACAAGAAAUUGCGAUCAAUUCCUCCUUUCCUUUGCAUCGGUGGAAGCCAGUGGCUUUUUCAAAAGAAAAGAGAGGCAAGGCAAGUGCUCUUGGAAAUGGGGCUUGGCAAAGUCAUUCAAAGAAGAAUCUAAUCCUAAAAUGGCACUUCAUGCUAUUGUGAUCGGAGGCCUUGUUAGCCCUUGCUCUGGCGUCCCCAUUAACCAUAUAGUCAAUCAGCCUACACCAUUUGUUUCAAUUCUUCUGAAGUUGGAAACUGUAGUUGAGUUGCUUGGCUAAUUAGAGCCUUUAUGGCGCUGCUACUUAGGAAAUUGUUAAUGCUCAAUGUCCUCCGACUAAAGAUAAUCUAAUUUGUAAUCAUAGUAAAUUGUACUCAAAAUAGUACUCCCUCCGUCCCAUAAUUAUUGUCCACUUUGCCUAAAAAAUUUUGUCCCAAAAUUAUUGUCCAAUUUGACUUUUUAUAGAUCAAGUUAC